AUGAGUGUCGUUCGCCGUGGACUUGCCGAGAAGACGAAUCUCAACCACGGAGAUGUUCUUCAGAAGCGCAAUCUCGAUAAGCCGGUUACGCCCGCUCGGCGUAUGGAAAGGACGCUUUUCGAUGGACCAACUGACGCGAAGCUGGAGGCUAACGUGAAAACCACUCCGCACAUCAGCAAGGCGGGCACCUCGAGCCCUGGGCUCGACGCGAUCGAGGCGUUUGGGCGCAAGGACAAUGAGUUCCUGUUCUUCCCCAUCACGCCGGCCAGAAAGACGACGGGCAAAGUGCUGCUAGAAGAGGCCGUGCUUACCGAGGAGCUGACACCAUCCGAACCGCUGGAGUACUUCGGUGAAGAUGACGGGGAAAUGGAACGGAUCAAUUUGGAAGAAUUCGACCAUGGAUUUUGUCGGCUUCAGGAACGCGACUACGACCUUGAAAACACGCACCCCGCCGACAUCAGCAUCUCGGAUCUGACUGAAGGAGAACUCGCCGACGCUGAACGUCUCUUUGCCGAAUUGGAGAAGGCCCCUUCCGUCGCCACAGCCGGGCAC
This is a messenger RNA of Mesorhabditis spiculigera, 552 nucleotides long. Lineage: Eukaryota; Metazoa; Nematoda; Chromadorea; Rhabditida; Rhabditidae. The record is from the annotation of a GenBank genome assembly.